UGUUGCACAAUGAUGAUAUGACCUCGUCGUUGUCGUUCACCAAAAAAACUGCACUCUGAAGAAGUAAAAGUAGGUGGUAGAGGCUGCAAGACUCUUGCUAUCUUGAUCAUCGAAUAUCACCUUUACUAUACGUACCAUUUAAAACAAACUCCUUUCAUGAUGCGUCAGCUAAUUGCAGUUCUUUCUUUUGCUUUACUAGCUUGUGGAGCGAUGGCUGGGUCAUGGGAGGUGAUGACAGACAACAAAGCUUGCAUUUUGCUUGAAAUGAACCUUACUUUUGCUGUUCAGUAUACUACAAAUAAAGAAUCAGUGAAGGAAGCCACAUUUGAUUUAUCCAGUAAUGCAACCGUUGAUGAUAGUAGCAAGUGUGGUAAAGACGUCGCUAAUAUUAAGCUUAACUUCCUCACUGACUACUCAAUAAUGUUUGAGUUUCAAUCCAAAGAGCAAAGUUAUAACCUACAGUCCGUAGCAUUUGAUUAUGUACUAGAUGAAGAGAAUUUCCCUAAUGCCAAUAUUCCAAAUCAAGGAAUUAGUCUAAAAGGUGACAUCAUACAAUUUACCACUCCGAUUGGCUAUUCCUAUAGAUGUAACGCGGUGGUAAAUGACAAAAGCAUUGAAGGUCUUAUGUUGACCUUCAGUGAUGUCAAACUGCAGCCCUUUGGAGUUGCUGAUGGAAAGUUUAGCAAAGAAAACGUCUGUGAUGCUGAUAAAGGCAGAACCACAGUCCCCACAACCAUAGUUCCCAUGACAACUCCCAAUGUUACAGUUAAUAUGACCACAGUUCCCAUGACGACAGCCGCCAGUACUACAGUCAAUAUGACAACAGCCUCCAAUACUACAGGCAACACAACAGAAAUUAUGACUACAAUGAUCAACGACAGUACAACUGUUGAGCCAACAACCGUACCAUCAACAACUAAAUCACCACCAACUGUUGGUAACUGGACUGUAAAAGAUGGUAACAAAACAUGCAUGAAUAUGGCAUUCAAAGCCAAUUUCAGCAUCCUCAUCACUGAUAAAAAUAACAAGACUGUUUUUCACAAUGGCACUUUGCCUCCCAAUGCGGAUCCUAGCCGGUCGAUGUGCAAUGAAAGUUCUUCAACAUUUAGGCUGCUGUAUAACAAUUCAAUUGUAAUUGCAAUGGAGAUGGUAUUUGAGAAGACGACAGACAAAAACUACGGGAAAUCAAAAUUAAAUGCUUUUGAAAUGAAUGAAUUCUACCUGUAUUAUAUUCUGGAUGGAAAUGUUGAAGAUGCCUCUACAAAUCACACCUAUUUCCACACCCAUGUGAACAAGACUUACCAGUGUAAUGCCAACCAAGUUGUAAAAGCGGGAAAUGCGAAUGUGACAUUUUCAGAAGUCAAACUCCAACCUUUUGCAGAUGGUGCCAAUUAUCCUGGCGAGGUGGAUGAUUGCAAGGCAGAUGACAGUUCAAGUAACAUUGUACCAAUUGCCGUUGGGUGCGCUCUCGCCGGACUUGUCAUCAUUGUGCUUAUUGCAUACUUGAUUGGCCGUAAAAGGACGAAGAAUGUUGGGUACCAGACGGUGUAAGGUGUAAAGGAUGAAGAUGCGUUGAUUUCUGAACUCAUCUAAUUUUAGAAGUGAAUUAGAUCUGUAGAUUAUUGAAAACCUAAAUUUCAAAAUCCUCUGUUCUGUUGCAUUGUUAAAAUUUAAAUAUAUUUUUUUUUAUACCGUUGCUUAGGUUUACUACAAUCAAUGUCAAAAAUACUCCUCUAAAUUUUUUAAUUAAUCACACUGAUGCAUGUAAAUCCUCUGGUGAAGCAAGUGUCAAUCAUUAGGUUACACCCUAAAGCCAGUGUCACACAUCAACCAAUCAAUGAAUGGGCCUCACAACAUUUAGAUUUAUGAUUGUACUACAAGAGGCUAGUGAAAUUUAAAUAGAUGUUUGCUGCGGAGUAUUUGUAAAUGGUGAUUUUUUUUUAUUAAGACGUACAUACAAAUUGGCAUUAGUUGUAAAUUCUCCCACUGUUGUAUAAUUCAUAAUUGUUGUGUAAUUGUCGUUUUAAAUUUCUGUAUGUGCAUUUAAUGCAAUAAGAAGGAUAUUUAGUGAUAUUCUAAACUUCAUUAGAAUAUUGAAUAUUCAUGCGAUUAUGCUAAACAAUAAUCACAUAUAUGUUCAGGUAUUUUGCUGAAUUAGAUUUAUUAAUUUUUUGAAAUGCCAAAUUUGACUUGUAAUUACUUAAAUUUUAUAAUGUUAAUUUGGGAAGGUUAUAUACAGGAUAUAUAUAAAUAUGUUUGUAAGGAACUAAUUACACAGAUCAAAAUGUAUUUUUUUUUUUACGAAGUGGGACUUAUUUCAAAUAUUUGAUGUUUGUAUGGAUUGUUAACACUUACAAUGUAUCUACCGCCAACCCUAAAUUUUUGUAAAAACCUGUCUGUUCAACACCCGACUCCAUACCCUUAUAAUGCCUUCAUUUCUGCCCUAAGAGGGCGCUGUUGUAGUUUAUUAUUCUACAUGAAGUAAAUGCAGCAAGAACAUUGAAUUGUACACUCCAGAAUAUCUGUUUUUUUUAACAUUCAGAGCACUGAGGACAGCAGAUUUUUUUUUUUUUUUUAAAGAAAAUUGCUUUUCAAGCAGAUGGCUGGCCAGACGCUAUGGUUAUGUCAACCUUGCAACUCAACUCAGCCGACAUCCGCUGACCUUUGGCGUCUUGCCAUGGCCAGCAACUGAGAGUUGCACUAUUGAUCGGUUUGAUUGGAGACAAGUCGCAAUUGGAACAUAAGCAAAGCUUAAUGUACAAUUAAAGAUGUCAGUACAGCUAAGCAUUACCUCUGUCACAUGACACUUCCCGCGUCAAUCAUGGUGUGAAGAUGCUCUCCUGCACUUCUCCGCCGCCUUUUUGUGAAACUGCUUUACACUAUCAGACAACGUCAGUAAACGUGUGUGAUUUAGUGUUCUUUGAGAGCAUUAAUUACAAGAAUACACAGCACUACAGCAAUCCAAACCAACUUGUGUGUCACUGUAUGAUUACAAAAUAAAAAGUGAGCAAGAUAUUUUCAAUACAAUUGUUUGUUGUUACAAAGUUAUAACAGUUAAUAGUUUGGUAAUACUAAAAAAAUGUUUGUAUAUGUUUGAAAUUAGGCAUAAGAAAUUAUUGGUUGUGAUCAGUAUAUGCUAAUAAUAUGCUGUUGAAUUUCAUGCAAUGGAUUUAAACGGAUGUUAUAAUUCAGAAAGUGAUGCGAUAUUUUGGAAAGAGAUUUGAUGUGUUGUUUGUACUUAGAUAUUUUGCUCUAGGUUUGCGAAACAAUUUUUGAUCAAAUAUUGUGCAAAUUUCCUCAAUCACUCUGAUAUUUUAAGAUCUUUCAACUUUAUACUACCAAGACGAUUACUAUUCAUGGAAUUUAAGUUAGAGACGCCAACUAAUGUAAAGAUGUAAUUAUGAAGUAACUCUGUAAUUCAGGCGUGGCUGUUGAAGCUUUGUGUACACAUCAGGUAGUGUUACAAUAAAUUACAAAUGCACCACACAAAA
This is a messenger RNA of Anneissia japonica, 3491 nucleotides long. RefSeq names its product lysosome-associated membrane glycoprotein 2-like. Gene Ontology annotation, cellular component: membrane. Bases 157 to 1551 code for a protein of 464 amino acids. The transcript has 8 exons. The record is from RefSeq and is a predicted model, not a curated record. NCBI's taxonomy places the organism in Eukaryota, Metazoa, Echinodermata, Crinoidea, Comatulida, Comatulidae.